AUGACAACAUCCAUGUCUACUUCCAGCACAACCAUCAUCCCUCCCCUGGGAAAAGCUACACAGCAACCCACCUACACCACUGCAGGAACUCUCUACAAUCCGACCAUCACCCCACUCCAGCCACCCUCCCGGAGAGGUCGUGCUUCGAGGUGGGCUCCCCCUUCUCACGCCGAAUUGGCCCUUUUCAACAAGUCUGUUCUGGCCGGUUUUCCUUACAAACCCUCCCGUUCUCCUCCCACCACGGCUUCAAGCCUGAAGCACUACACGCCUCUGCAGCAGAAUAGCGACCGUGCCAUUGAGCCUCCCACGGGUCCAAAGCUCUCAGAACGAACCCUUUCCGAGUCGUCAUCUACCCUGUCGCUCAACAGUGCGCCAUCGCAAGAGAACAUGAACAGCCUUAAUAGCAACGGCCGCCUUCUCGAAGAAACGCGUCUCACAGACGACGAGAAGGAUGAGGACGAACUGAUUCGGAUGAGCGUUCUGCCUGUCAGAACAAUUACCAAUCUAGCAUCCUACCCGAACCCUUCCCAAAAGCUGGCCCAAAAGGCCCUCGACCGCGCUCGAGAGACCUUCAAGGCGGCCGCAGAGACAUCUCGCUCUUUGACUCCCAAUCUAUCCCAACAUGGUUCUCAGAGACGGGAAGGCCCAGGAGCCAGAUCAACUUCUACAAACGUAGACCGAGAGAACCUUCCCCCUUCUGGCUGGAUCUCCAAGCACGACCAGUCGAAGAACGCUACUAGAUCCAGUGUUCUCUCCAGUGGCCCUGGAGCGCCUCAGCCGUUGACCGCCGGGCCACCAGGUCAGAGGCAGUAUAAACCUUCCACCUUGGAGGCUACGUUUCGUGCUCUGCAGUCGGGCAAUCAGAAGCAGUCCUCUGCGACCGACGAGACAUACCUCAAUACGGAUUCUUCUCUGGUCAACAUGGGAAUAUCAGCAAAGAUCACAGCUGCUUCUCGAAUUCAGUCCCCAGACCAAGCGCACCUCGCAACCAAGGACUACUUCGAAGCUUCCCAGCCGAUUGUGAACCCUACAGCCAACAUGGUGCUCCGGUAUGAUCCCAGUCAACCACGUCGACGCACACAAGAUACCCUCUCCGCUGAAGCAGUCAGAGUCUACUUCCCCGACGGGUUUCCUCCAGAUCUUGGCCCUCCAACCGUUCCCUUGCUUUCUAACAGCGCCGGACGUCCCGAGGGCCGCUUUCCUCCCACCCAAGAGGAGCUUCGACUGAGGAAUGCUCGCUGCAAGGUCGCUUUCUACAGCGCCACCCAGGACCUUACAAAGACCCUAGAUGCGAGAAUUGCAGAGGCGCAGGACAAGCUCCGAGAUCUUGAGCUCGGUUUCAACAGUGCACGCGAGCGUAAUGCAGCUCGCAAUGCGGAAAUUGAUCUUGUUUUCAAUUCUUCCAAGCUUGGAAAGCCAAGACAUGAGUUUUCCAUCGACUUUGCGAAUGAGUUGCCAACUCAUGAGGCCGCUAUACCGCUCGUCAAUAUGGCAUUUUCUACACUGCUCAACUACUGGGCCGAUGGACGGCUCAUGGACGUCCCAACCGGCUUCGGAAAGAUGGAAGACAACAAGACCUGA
Diaporthe amygdali is the source of this 1581-nucleotide messenger RNA. RefSeq lists its product as uncharacterized. The transcript has a single exon. The record is from RefSeq and is a predicted model, not a curated record. The coding region runs from base 1 to 1581 and encodes 526 amino acids. NCBI's taxonomy places the organism in Eukaryota, Fungi, Ascomycota, Sordariomycetes, Diaporthales, Diaporthaceae.